Molecule: messenger RNA, 447 nt
Organism: Durio zibethinus
Lineage: Eukaryota; Viridiplantae; Streptophyta; Magnoliopsida; Malvales; Malvaceae
Source: RefSeq, a predicted model, not a curated record
AUGUUGUAUUACAUUCUUUUGAUUGUAAACCACUUGAAAUUAGCCUGGAACUUCUUGCUUAACAAUUCCUUGUUCCCUAAUAUUUACGACAAGCAGGAUGAUCAUCAGCCAGGCCGUGCUGAUCAACAACUUGGCAUAGUCAGAUACAAGUCGAAGCUGCAGCAAAAACAGUGUUACUUUGACGAUGCCGACGGCGAAGAAGAAGAAGGUUGUGCCGUGUGCCUACGGAAAAUUGAAGAAGAUGAUGAGAUGAGAGAGUUGAAAUGUAAUCACCUUUUUCACAAGGUUUGCUUGGAUAGAUGGCUUGGUUACAGCCAUUCUAUAACUUGUCCCAUUUGCCGCACUUUCUUGACUCCUCCUAAACCAAUUGUCGGUACUGCUGAAGUUCUAACGUUUAACUACUACACUUUCACCUCCAACCACCGCCAAAACUGGUGGCUGCGCUAG